This is a messenger RNA of Molossus molossus (Pallas's mastiff bat), 2330 nucleotides long. RefSeq names its product SPARC (osteonectin), cwcv and kazal like domains proteoglycan 1 (gene SPOCK1). Gene Ontology annotation, molecular function: protein binding; calcium ion binding. Lineage: Eukaryota; Metazoa; Chordata; Mammalia; Chiroptera; Molossidae. Bases 72 to 1193 code for a protein of 373 amino acids. The transcript has 9 exons. The record is from RefSeq and is a predicted model, not a curated record.
ACAUUUAGUCGGCGGGGCACAGGGCCGUCCCCUGCUCCAGGUGCUCACAGGCAGGAAGACAGACAGGCCGAAUGGAAACUGUACGGCGCGUGACUCCCAGGCAUGCCCUGGACCCAUCCAAAGACCCCUGCCUGAAGGCGAAAUGCAGCCCACACAAGGUGUGUGUGACCCAGGACUACCAGACUGCCCUGUGUGUCAGCCGCAAGCACCUGCUCCCCAGGCAAAAGAAGGGAAACGUGGCCCACAAACACUGGGCUGGACCUCUGAACCCAGUCAAGUGCAGGCCCUGCCCCGUGGCACAGUCAGCCAUGGUCUGCGGCUCCGAUGGCCACACCUAUACCUCCAAGUGCAAGAUGGAAUUCCAUGCGUGCUCUACAGGCAAGAGCCUCACCACCCUCUGUGACGGGCCCUGCCCAUGUCUCCCAGAGCCUGAGCCACCGAAACACAAGGCAGACAAGAAUGCCUGCACGGACAGGGAGCUGAGGAGCCUGGCUUCCCGGCUGAAAGACUGGUUCGGAGCCCUGCAUGAGGACGCCAACAGGGUCAUCAAGCCCACCAGCUCUGACACAGCCCAAGGCAGGUUUGACACCAGCAUCCUGCCCAUCUGCAAGGACUCCCUGGGCUGGAUGUUCAACAAGUUGGACAUGAACUAUGACCUCCUGCUUGACCACUCAGAGAUCAAUGCCAUCUACCUGGACAAGUAUGAGCCCUGUAUCAAGCCUCUCUUCAGCUCCUGUGACUCCUUCAAGGAUGGCAAGCUCUCAAACAAUGAGUGGUGCUACUGCUUCCAGAAGCCUGGAGGUCUCCCUUGCCAGAAUGAAAUGAACAGGAUUCAGAAGCUGAGCAAGGGGAAAAGCCUGUUAGGAACGUUCGUGCCCCGGUGCAAUGAGGAGGGCUAUUACAGAGCCACGCAGUGCCACAGCGGCACGGGGCAGUGCUGGUGUGUGGACAGGUACGGGAACGAGCUGGCCGGCUCCAGGAAGCAGGGCACCGUGAGCUGUGAAGAGGAGCAGGAAACCUCAGGAGACUUUGGCAGCGGGGGCUCCGUGGUCCUCCUGGACGAUCUGGAGGACGCACGGGAGCUGGGCCCAAAGGACAAACUGGGGAAGCUGCGGAUGCAUACCCGGGCGGUGACAGAGGACGACGAGGAUGAGGACGACGACAAAGAGGAUGAGGUCGGGUACAUAUGGUAGUGCCCACAAGGGAGAGGACACAGGCUGGCACGAAACUGCAAGUUUCUUCCUGUCCCUGCAUUUGUAUCUAAGACUCCACGGCACCAAGGUCUCGUCUCCCUUGUCGCUCUCUGUGCCCGGCCUGCGGUCUGGAGGACGGCUACUUGUCCCCAGAGCAUUCUGGUCUUGCUUACGGCUCUGUGGGAAGGAAGGUGUUGUGCUGUGUUGUGUGUUUAGACAGGAGACUGGCUGAGCUAGAGCCUCCUUCCCUCCCAUGAGACCGGUGCACCGAGCAUGAUUUACGGAGGAUUUGACAGUGCAGGGAGCCCCACCCUCAAUGUCGAAGACCCUUUUCCGACUAGGGCGGUUAUUCAGCAUGGUUCCGGCCUGACGGUGUCUAAGUGCUUUUCUGUGUCUUGUAGAUGUCGUGGAAAAUACACCACACUGUACUCGAUCCCGCUCCCACCACCCCUGGUGUUCAUUGUUAAAAAUUAGUUACAUCACUAUAUCUGGCUUCCUACAAACAACAGCCUUAAUUCAGUCAAGAAUCCUUUUGGGGAACUGAUUUUCUUUAUUAAAAAUGGUGUCUGGAUGCUUCUCUCUGUACAUGCGUAUAUGUAUACAUAUGUACAGAAGAGACUGUGUGUGUGCAAGGUACACACAUCACUAAGAAAACCUGUUUGACUAUCUAUUAACAAUUCAUUUGAAAAACAAUAUACAUGUGUCAGCUUGUCCAGACCUGGAGCACAAUUCUGGAACGGCAUUUGUUCGCAGUCCUGUUUGCACUAAGGUUGGCACUUGCAGCCCACAGGUGGAGGAGGGUUCUUCUCUAAGCAUCAGCAAUUGCUGGAGCCUCUUUGAUUUGGAUGAGCCUCUGCCUGCCUGAAUCACUUCUCUUGUACAAGCCAUGAGACUCCCACGUGGGCAGCGUCACAAGCCAUCUCUUCCAUUCAGCUCAAAGCCCCCUCGGGCUGCAGCAGUCCCAACCUACUCAAGGGCUUGCUCUAAGGCUGUACACGUAGCCCCGCUCGUGGUGUUCCUUAGAAGAAAAUUUGGGAUUCUUAACUCAAGGUUUUGUUUUUGCCGCCAUUCCAUCCACAAAUCACAAAGGGAUAAAAAGCAGCAUCAAAUCCUCUAAGGAGCUUCACAGUUGCACAU